CAUGAAUACACGCAUCCAUGGUUAUACUAAAGAAAUACCGAUAGAAUCGCGAGUCGUUCAGCUAAUGUCCACGAACUAUGAUAUCACACCCCAAACUUGCGGUCGCGUAUGAAAAUUCUAGUCCCGAGCGUGGGGUCAACUUCUCCAGUGGGUUCGUUAAGAUCAUCACCGAAACCGGUCUACUACUCACCCUGCUCUUGGCGUUUCGUGUGACCUCUGCUUUUACUCUAUGGGACACUGGAGUGCGGUCAUGUGGUGCCCUGUCUGAUGGUGCUAGAUGUAUCACGGGGCAAUUAUUAUCCUACACAACCAUCGAGAACCCCGCGGAUAUGAAGGCCACGAUGGAUCGUACCCAUCAGUAUCUGGUUUUAUUUCUGUCGCUGAUCUACAAGCAUGUGCAAGGAGAUGAUUGUCAUUUUGACCUGGCCGAGUUGGAGCUUAUUACCGAACGCUCUGGUGACUUAGAUGUUCGCUUUGCACAAGACAUUGAUUAUCAAGUAAAUCGUCUCAGCGAAAAUCUACAAACCAUAUUGAAGGUGGCGUUCACGCCGAUACCUUUUUCGUACGCCCAACUGCUGAAGCACAUGAUCUUUCUCUACACUUCCAUCGCACCCUGGUCGUAUGCGGAUGAUCUGCGGUGGGUGGCACCAUUCGUGGCUUUCUUAGUAGCCAUGAUAUUCUACGGAUGUGAGGAGAUCGCAAUAGAAGUGGAGGGCCCGUUUGGACUAGACGAGAAUGAUAUCGAUUUGCUAAGCAGGUCCAGGCAAUUGGAUGCUGCACUAAGUGAGUAUAUCAUGUUAAACAUGAAGGAUGUACUCAAUAGUUGCACUGUGGAUCAUCUGUCGAAUGCAUUGGAUUUCCACUGCAAUGAGCUCAUCAGCUUGGAACGAAGAAUAUCCAGCUCCUCGCUGUGUGCAACAUCUAAGUCUGUUCUUAUUCGUGAACACUUCGCAGUUGGUCGUUUCUACAGGGAUUAA
This is a messenger RNA of Sphaeroforma arctica JP610, 977 nucleotides long. RefSeq lists its product as hypothetical. The record is from RefSeq and is a predicted model, not a curated record. NCBI's taxonomy places the organism in Eukaryota, Ichthyosporea, Ichthyophonida. Gene Ontology annotation, molecular function: chloride channel activity. The transcript is spliced from 6 exons. Bases 78 to 977 code for a protein of 299 amino acids.